AUGCUCGGUCCUAACAAUAGCCAAGUGGCUGAUAACCGAGAAGCGGGUAGGCAAGCGGGCGAUAGGCAAGCGAGCGAUAGGCAAGCGAGCGAUAGGCAAGCGAUAGGCAAGCGGUCGAUAGGCAAGCGGGCGACAUGGGGAACGGGGGAACAUCAACUUCCCGUGAACCUGUUCGGCGCGCAGCCCUGCUUUCACGCCGCCAC
This is a messenger RNA of Closterium sp. Yama58-4, 203 nucleotides long. The record is from the annotation of a GenBank genome assembly. Lineage: Eukaryota; Viridiplantae; Streptophyta; Zygnematophyceae; Desmidiales; Closteriaceae.